AUGCAGAGGUCGACUUCACCGUACAGAGCGCCAUCACCCUAUAGGUCAUCUGGAGAUAUUCCAUAUCCAUCGUACGCAGGACUUCCAACCGGCCCAGCCACAGUCGGUCCUGGUGCAAUCACAUACACAACUUCUGCUGGGCCAGAUGGGCGCGUCAUUUACCACCCGUUCAAAGCAGUGUCAGCUAGCUACCAGACCCCGAGUGGUGUCGUCAGUGGCAUACAAUGGAUACCUGCCGAUGCAAGCUCGGUGCCUCCACCUGGAGGACAAAUGAUGAAUCCAGCUGUCGCUACUGACUAUACCGGUUGGCAAGGAGGCUACGCUCAUAAGGAGGAGAAUAAAUUUACCCAAGAAUGGCAACGGCAAGACGAAAAGCGAAGGAAGCAAGAAGAGAAAGAAGCUAAACGGCUCCGCGAACAAGGCGCUCCUCGAAACGACUCCGAGUACGAGCUACGCCUUGCCCGCGAACGCGAUGCCCACUCAGCCGUGGGUAGAGACCGGCGCAAGAGCUUCAACGCUGGAGCCACUGAACAACGUUCCGGUUCCGUGGCAUUUCCUCCGGGAGCCCAAAGCACCGGCUACCCGCCUCACCCAUCCGUAGGAACGGGAUAUCCCCCCAGCCCGUACUCCGGAUAUGAACCACCCGUCGUGGCACCAGGAUAUGCUUCCAGUGCUAGCUCAAGUCACCAUCGGAACGCCAAUAACGGAAACUAUCCAGAUCUUACCAGACAAUUCAACGAUCUGGACAUGGACCAUCGUGGCAAGACUGAACGCGAACGAAAAGCCAGCGGUGGACUUGCUCGACCACGUAAAUAUAGCACGAGCGACGGCCCCUACGAACGACACCGCACUAUCAGUGGAAAUUAUGCCGGCCAUACUACCUCGUUCACGCCUCCCUCCAUCCCUUCUACCAGUUCCAAAUACGCCCCUCCAGCUCCAUCCAAUGCAUAUUUCACCGCUCCAUCGCCAAAUAUGCGCCCUUCUGACGUUUCCUAUGGAACAGCAGGUUCCUCUGCGUAUCCAUCCACCUCUCCUGGGCGUUACCCGACCGACGUUGGGCGAUCAACCACGCCGUUUGGUGCACCUCCAGGAGCAUACCCUCCAGGUCAUGUCCUGUAUGAGGGAAAGGCGAACAGUGGUACCGCUUCCAGAUCUCGACCACCUUCACGCGCGGGGCCUUCCCGAGCACCCUCGCCUAAUCCUGUGUCCUUUCCCUAUCCUGCCACUUCAUCCUGUAUUGGGAAGUCUCCCCGUAUACCUGUCGCGAAUAUCGCCAGUGAACCACAGCAACUACCUGCUCCAGAAGCCUUCUCCCGUCCUAUUAAUGCCGCGAACGCUUUCAGCCCCUUCGAUGCCGUGAAGAUUCAAGAUAUGGAUGAUGUUUAUGACGCCAAAGCACCGCCGAACAUGCCUGUGGUGUUAGCGACUCAUGAUAUUCAUCCAGCCGACUGGACGCGUUGCAUGCAGGAUCUGGCUCGUUCGUGGAUUGGACAGCUUCCUGUUCCAGGGGCUUUGAAAGACGGCAUACCUCCGCGACGAUCACAGCUAACAACAGAUCUUAUUGAGUUAUGGAAUGACAUGUUCUUCCUGCCGCGAGGGGUCGAACUGAUAUUGUAUAAAGGGCGAGAGCGACGUACAGGGCCUCAAGCGGGUCGCGUUGAUUCUCGACUGGAAUUUGAAGAUGAUUCUGACACCACCUCAUCAGACUCUUCAGAUCUUUCUGACCAAGAAAGACCCCUUACUGACCCUUACGGAAGGCCAAUUACAAAUUCCGACGUCUAUGAGGCAAGACGGAGACGCCGCGAGCAGAAGAUAGAGAGGAAGAAGCAGAGGAAGGAGAAGAAAGCAAGGAAGAAAGCGAGGGCGCGAGAAAGGAAUUAUUCUGUGUUUGUUGGCUGCACUUCACGAGGGCCAGCCCCCCCGCCAGAUGCCACGCCCCAGAUGAUGCCGACAGGUUAUCCCUCGGCUCCGGUGCCAGCUGGCUACGGACCACCGUAUCCACUUGUUGCAGGAUAUAGAGCACUCGCGGGAUAUGGGCCUCCUGGGGGAUUUGGCACACCUGCUGCGUAUGGUGCCCCAGUCGGGAUCCCAGUCUCACGCAGCCAGGGAUAUGCAAGUGGCUACUAG
Molecule: messenger RNA, 2127 nt
Organism: Cyclocybe aegerita
Lineage: Eukaryota; Fungi; Basidiomycota; Agaricomycetes; Agaricales; Hemipholiotaceae
Source: the annotation of a GenBank genome assembly